UAUUUGGUACAAGGGUCCAGGCCGGCCAGCCCCCUUUAGGAACACGCCCCUUUCCAAUGCCUGCCUGCCUGCUUGCUCUUUGGACUUGCCAAGUGCCCGUCAGCCCCCCGUCAAAAAAAGUUGCGCGUCUGCGCAACGGAGAAGGAAAGGGUGCGCGGGGUGGCGAAUGAGUGAGGGAAGCUGCAGAGACGGCGGAGGCGCCGGUGCUUUCGGGGACGAGAGAACGAACUUCGGUUUGUGUUAAAGUAUUUGAACCUAUAUUGUGUAUACCAGAAGAUCCCCAGAGGAAAACAUGUCUUAUUUACUCAAAGAAUUUCUAAAAUGUGGUUUUGCCUGCCAAAUGCAUAGAGUAGGAACAUUAUUAAUUGGAAAACAUAUGCUGAAAAAUUCCAAAGCCUUCAGUGGACAACAACUGAACACUUCACGAGCUUUAUCUCAAGUUAGUGCCAAGAAUGUGGACUCUUUCAGUUAUGUAAUUGUUGGAGCUGGAUCUGCAGGAUGUGUAUUAGCCAACCGGUUGACAGAAGAUCCUCACAGCACUGUUAAACUCCUGGAAGCUGGGCCAAAAGAUACCAUUUUGGAUAGCAAGCAAUUGCUGUGGAAGAUCCAUAUGCCCGCUGCACUAACCUACAACCUAUGUGAUGAGAAAUAUAACUGGUAUUACCACACAACACCACAGAAGCACAUGGAUAAUCGAAUUAUGUAUUGGCCCAGAGGAAGAGUGUGGGGGGGAUCAUCAUCCCUCAAUGCUAUGGUGUAUAUUCGGGGCCACGCAGAGGAUUACAAUAGGUGGAGCAAAGAAGGGGCUGUUGGAUGGGAUUAUGAGUUUUGUUUGCCGUAUUUUAAGAAAGCACAGACACAUGAGCUGGGUGCUGAUUUGUAUCGAGGUGGGAAUGGCCCACUUAAUGUAUCCAGGGGAAAAACAAAAAACCCUCUUCACCGUGCAUUUUUGGAUGCAGCUCAACAAGCUGGGUAUCCCUUCACAGAGGAUAUGAAUGGCUUUCAACAAGAAGGCUUUGGUUGGAUGGAUAUGACAAUACACAAAGGUCAAAGAUGGAGCACAGCUAGUGCUUACCUUCGUCCUGCAUUGCCACGCCCAAACUUGUCCGCAGAAGACAGUACACUUGUUACAAAAAUUUUGUUUGAAGGGACCAAAGCCAUUGGCAUUGAGUAUGUUAAAAAUGGAGAAAAGAAAAAGGUUUUUGCUAGUAAAGAAGUUAUUUUAAGUGGAGGUGCGAUAAAUUCCCCACAGUUACUUAUGCUGUCUGGAGUUGGAAAUGCAGAUGACCUAAAAAAAUUAGGAAUUCCUGUUGUCUGCAACCUUUCAGGAGUUGGCCAGAAUCUUCAAGAUCAUUUAGAAGUGUACGUACAACAGAAAUGCACUCAACCUAUAACAUUGUAUAAAGCACAAAAGCCUCUUCAGAUGGUCAAGAUUGGGCUUGAAUGGUUCUGGAAAUGUACAGGUGACGGAGCCACUGCUCAUCUAGAGUCUGGGGGAUUUAUCAGAAGUCGACCUGGAGUUUCUCAUCCAGAUAUUCAGUUCCAUUUCCUCCCUUCUCAGGUGAUUGAUCAUGGACGUGUUGCUUCUCAACUGGAAGCUUACCAAGUUCAUGUUGGACCUAUGCGAAGUACAAGUGUAGGAUGGCUAAAGCUGAAAAGUACAGACCCAAGAGAGCAUCCUGUCCUUGAGCCCAACUAUUUGUCAACAGAAAUAGAUGUCUGGGAAUUUCGUCAGUGUGUGAAGCUAGCAAGAGAGAUAUUUGCUCAGGAAGCCUUUGAAAAAUUCCGUGGACCUGAAAUUCAACCAGGAAGCCAUGUUCAGUCUGAUGGAGAAAUAGAUGCCUUCAUAAGACAAAAAGCUGAUAGUGCCUACCAUCCUUCGUGCACUUGUAAAAUGGGACAGAGUUCUGAUCCCACUGCUGUGGUUGAUCCCCAGACCAAAGUUAUAGGGACAGAAAACCUGAGAGUUGUUGAUGCCUCAAUAAUGCCUAGUAUCGUAAGUGGAAAUUUAAAUGCCCCAACCAUCAUGGUAGCAGAGAAAGCUGCUGAUAUAAUCAAAGGACUACCAUCGCUUCAAGAGAAAAAUGUUCCUGUAUAUAAACCCAAAACUUUGGAAACUCAGCGAUGAAAUAGCUAUGAUGUUCUCUGCAGAAUGUAUUCUAAUAAUAAUUGAAAAUCAACUUUCUAUUUCAGUCAAACAAAGAGAUUUGGUGUGUAAUGAAAAUUGUUCAGAAAAUAGAUGCACCCUCAAGUAAGAACAGGUAAAGUUAUCUAAGAAACUGCUUGAUAACAGCAUGGCUGAUAUGCAUAGAUAUUUAUUACUUCAUGUAGUAGGAUCUUAUGAUGGGAUUGACUUAAGAUCUUGAUUAGUUAGGAUGUAGUUUGUGGGCUUACAGAAGAAUUUCCCUACACUAUAACAUGGAUAUUAUAUCAGAUUUUCUCAGGGCUAUACAAAAUAUAGAAGACUGAGCCUACACAUUAAAGAGGACUGGUUGAUCUAAUACUUAAGAGUACACUUCAGAAAAAUGAAGCCACAACAAAGUUCCACUGAAAGCUUUGUUUUGGGAUUUAUCUUAACUGGAACAAUUGGCACCAACUAAAUUUGUUGAGUUGUGACUAAAGUUAUGAAACCCCCCCCAAAAAAUAAUUUUUUGUAGGACCAUUUGUCCCCUAUAAAAGCAAUUAAUGAGUUCAACAAGUGCACAGAAUAAUAGUAUGGAUAAACAAAAAAGGAGACUAUCUCUAGCUGUCAACGGCUUCUGUUACUCUUAAUAAAUUACAAGUACAGCAAGUUACAUAAUGGUUGCCUAUGAAGCAUUAGAUGUCAACUUGGAUGUUGAGGACAUGGUUGUUGUACAGCCUAAGUUUAGCUGAACCUUCUUGUGCUUAUAGUAGCAGGCCCACACGUUCAGGUUUCUGUGUGCAAUUUAGUGAAUAAUUUAGUCGUUCAGUCAUUUGUAUAGGAACUAAAAUAUUCACUGCGCCCAGGAGUACUGUUUCCCUGGGGAGGGAGUUCCAGGGCCAUAGAAAGCACCUGAUCUUCCUCUCUGAGGACAAGGAGGCUGCUCUGACCUUUAAAGAGGAAGAGCGGAUGCUGGAUUGCCCUUUUUGUCACCGUGACGGGCUUCCACAGCUGUCGCCCAACUUAUGGGAUCGCUCUGGUAUUAGUAGGGCUGAAAAGAGGGGCGUCAGGGGAAGACUGGAUUCAUAAUCAAAAGGAGGCAGACCCUUUCCAGUUUCCCAACACAUCCCUAAAUUAAUGUUGCCUCUCUUUUCAGCCUUACCAAGCUUGGAGACCUUUUAGGCAACAAGUGACUAAUACAGUGGUACCUUGGAUUACAACCGUUUUGGAUUAUAACCACGUCAAACCCAGAAGUGUGUGUCUCUCUCUUUGAAUUACAACCCAUUU
Molecule: messenger RNA, 3409 nt
Organism: Podarcis raffonei (Aeolian wall lizard)
Lineage: Eukaryota; Metazoa; Chordata; Lepidosauria; Squamata; Lacertidae
Gene: CHDH
Product: choline dehydrogenase
Exons: 8
Coding region: 293-2128 (611 amino acids)
Cellular component (GO): mitochondrial inner membrane
Molecular function (GO): flavin adenine dinucleotide binding; choline dehydrogenase activity
Source: RefSeq, a predicted model, not a curated record